Cuscuta campestris is the source of this 3218-nucleotide messenger RNA. Lineage: Eukaryota; Viridiplantae; Streptophyta; Magnoliopsida; Solanales; Convolvulaceae. The record is from the annotation of a GenBank genome assembly.
CUUUCUUUGUUCUUUCUUGGGUUAUUGGCAUUUUCUGAACAAAACCCUAAUCAAGAAACGCUGCACAGUGAAACCCCAUGUCGGAGAACGAUCCUCUGCCGGACGAUCUCCGGUGCAACCGGACAGACGGACGACAAUGGCGGUGCAAGCGGCGGGUCUUGGACGGGAAGAAGCUCUGCGACCUUCACUACAUGCAGGGCCGCCACCGGCAGAAGAAGCAGAAGGUCCCGGAUUCGCUGAAAUUCGAACGGGCGAGGAACAUGAAGAGCAAGAAUCGCGGCGAGGUUGGGGUUUCCAAGAGGAAAUUGAAGAGGAAGCGCUGCGUUUCGGAGGCUUUGGAUGAGGCAUUGAAGAGGAUGGAGCUCAAGAGAGGGGAUUUGCCUCUGGAGCUGAUUCGGGUUUUCUUGAAAAGACAGGUGGAGAAGAAGAGACAGAGGGAGCUUAAGAACUCGGUCGAGUUGACCCACGAAUUGCCCAAUGCUGUAAUGGCUAUCCCCAAUUUGCCUUCUCAGAGCCUCAACACUUCCGCCGGCUCUGGUUUGGAGGUCAAGCUGGGAUCCGAAAUGAGCCCGUUUUCUGCCAGGAAUUUCCGGUCAAAAAAUAUCGAACCACUUCCCAUUUGUACAAUGCAGGCUCUGCCAUUGUCAAGGAAUGCGAGGAAAGUGAAGAGGAAAAGAUGCCAUUGGUGUAGAAGAGCUGCCUACAGGACUUCUGUCAAGUGCUCAAGUUGCAAAAAACAAUUCUUUUGCAUCGAUUGUAUUAAAGAACGGCACCUUGAGAGGCUGGAAAUUAAGGAGACAUGUCCCGUCUGUCGUGGCUGCUGCAAUUGUAGAAUCUGCACAAAGUCAAAGCCCAAUGAUAUCAACCACUUCAAGGAAUUUGAUAAGAAAAAGAUUAGAAAAAGACAACUGCUUUAUUAUCUGGUUCAUUCCCUUCUCCCCGUGCUGGAAAAUAUUAACCGAGAUCAGAGUGUUGAGGUGGAGGUAGAAGCUAACAUAUCAGGAAAACCACACUCAGAAGUCCAAAUACAGCAAGCUGUUAUGGACUGUGAGAAGUUAUUUUGCUGUAAUUGUAAGACUUCCAUUCUGGAUUACCAUAGAAGCUGCUCAAACUGUUCUUUUCUGCUUUGCAUCCAUUGCUGCUCCGACCUUCGCGAGAGAUAUAAAUCAACUGGUGAUGGUGAUGCUGACAUGUCUUGCCCAUCCACAGAAUCUGGUGGUUGCAGUGGUGUUCUUCAACUAAGAUCUAUGUAUUCUUGUAAUUGGAUCAAAGAGAUGGAAACUAGUGCUCGGGCAGCAUUAUGCAGCAGCUCCAAGUUUGAUGAAACUACAGGAGAUGUAAAUGACGGCACAGUAAAUAGUUUUCUUAUGGAGAUGGCUCAAAGACAAGAUGCAGAUGACAACUUUCUGUACUGUCCCAGUGUGAAGGAUCUUCAGAAGGAAAGUUUUGAAGACUUUCAAAAAUAUUGGGGGAAGGGACAUCCUGUUAUAGUAAGAAACGUGCUCAGAAGCUCUUCAGAACUUUCGUGGGAUCCUGUUUUUAUGUUCUGCACUUACCUUGAGAAGAGGCCGCCUAAAUGUCCAAAGGAGAAAGAGCCUAAAAGAGCACCAAAUUCCUUGGACUGGUGUGAGGUAGAAAUUGCCAGAAAGAAUACCUUUUUUGGUUCUUUGCAAUGGCAAACACAAGCAACUAUUAGGCAACAGAUGGUUAAGCUAAGAGUGUGGCUUUCCUCACAUUUAUUCGGAGAACAGUUUCCAGCACAUUAUUUGGAAAUCAUGCGAGCUUUACCAUUUCAGGAGUAUAUGAACCCCAAAUCUGGUGUCCUUAAUUUAGCCAUGAAAUCACCAGCGGAUACACCGGCACCUGACCUUGGUCCUUCUAUCUAUAUCUCAUAUGGUUGGCCUGAAGAGCUCGUGGGAACUGAAUUCACCACUAACCUUUGCUAUGAGACAUACGAUGUGGUUAACAUUUUAGCAUAUGCUGCAAACGCACCCAUUUCUGCAGAACAGAUUCGCAAAGUAAAAACUUUGAUGAAAAGGGUUGGCACUAGAGAUCAGGUGGAAACCACAAGCAAUUCUAUUGAUCACAGAGGAAAAUCAUCCCUGCAUAGUGAAGAUACUGAAGAAUCGGGAUUGCAGGAUGUGAAUGCAGAAAAUGUGCAAUUGCCAGACGGCAUUGCCAAAGUGCCCUUUUAUUCUGCUGAUUCCCAUACUGAAGGCCAAACUUUUCUUGAGGACAGUAAUAUGCUCACUGAUAGUGAUUGUGAUGCUGGAUCUGAUUCAGACAUCUCAAUACUCUGCUCCGAAUCAAUUGACAGAUUGACAGAUUCAGAAAAUGAUGAUUCUUUUCGUGAUGAUAGCACAGAAAAAGAAACUGCAGUUUGUGGGGCCCAGUGGGACAUUUUCCGCCGACAAGAUGUACCAAAACUUGUGGAAUAUCUCAGGAAGCACUCCAAGGAGUUCACCUCUUCUUGCUGCUACUCUAAACAAGUUGUGCAUCCAGUUCUUGAUCAGUAUUUCUUUCUAGAUGCAUAUCAUAAACUGAAGCUUAAAGAGGAAUUCGAUGUACAGCCAUGGACAUUCGAGCAACAUCCCGGCGAAGCUGUUAUCAUCCCAGCUGGAUGUCCAUAUCAAAUUAGACAACUUAAGUCAUGUGUCAACAUUGUUCUGAACUUUCUAUCUCCUGAAAAUGCGGCUGAGUGCAUCCAUUUGAGCAAUGAAAUCCGACUCCUUCCCGGACAACACAAAGCCAAAAGGAAAUUGAUGGAGGUCAAGAAAAUGGCUCUAUGUAGUGUCCAAGAUGCAGUUGGGGAAAUUCAAGAUAUUGUCACAAAAGCACUUUCUUGAACCAUUCUCAUGACUCAAAGCUAUUCAACCUUUUCAGAACUGGGCUCAGCCGUACCACAAAGAAAGAGCUCUCUUCUCUCCUUUAGCUGCAUUUUUGUUAGCUCCAUUUACAUUGAUCAGAGUUGGCUUCAUCGUCACCGCCUUCAUCUUCUUCGUCUCAGUGACUGACAUUCUUGGUCAAUAAAUAAGCAAAGGCAAGGAUUUUCCUUCACAACAAUAAUUGUGUGUGUGUGAUAUGUUCAUUCAAUUUUAUUCAUAUGUAAAUUGUAGGGUGUAAAUAUUAGUUUUUUUCUUCUUUAGGGAGUGCAAUUUUUAAUUCUUUUAAUUCUUCAUUGGUUUGUUUAGUGGUCUUUAUAAAAUCUAUAAAUAUUG